AUGGAGUCGCCAGGAUCUCAUGGGAGGCCAGGAGUGCGCAUAAACGCCGCGCCCGAGCCCGGGAGGCGCCCGGGCAGGCACCGGUGCAGGGUGUGCAGCGGGCGCCCUCCCACUGGCAGGGUCCUGGACCUCGUGACCGCGGCGGCGUCCGGGAGCUGGACGGUCUCGCUGUUCUGGCCCGCGGCGACGCAGCACGAGCAAGGCGACUUUUUCCUGACCAUCCGGGUGCUCCGCGUGGUGCGGCUUCUGAAGUUCCUCAGGUACAUGCCGGAGAGCUUGGUACUCUAUUCGGCCGUGAGGCACGAGUUCAGCAUCUUGCGGGUGUUCUUGGUCAUCGUGUUCACGAUCAUAUUCUUCUUCGGCAGCCUGGUUUGGGCCGUCGAGGACGACGACACCUUCCCAAGCAUACCUUCAGCGAUGUGGUGGGCUGCAACGACGAUUACGACGGUCGGCUACGGUGACGUCGUGCCGCUGACAAACGCAGGUAGGUGCAUCGGUUUCGCGAUGAUGUUGAUCGGUUACAGCAUCUUGGCAGUGCCAACGCUGGUGAAUUCUAACAUGAUUGGCGACGGCCUUCGCAGUACGAGCAGCAGUGCAUCACUUACAGAAUCCCCGAGGCGGGCGCCCGCGCUGCCUGCGGCCGAGGAGGGCGAGGCCGAGGGGGGCGAGGCCGAGGCAUUGACGCGCUCAGGGCGGUCCGGCGGCGAGAUCGGUUGGACGCAUCGGUCGGAGUACCCUUUCUUUGCAGACCUGCAGACGGUUCACGGCGGCGCCGGCUGCAUCUCUUGCCCUCCUCUAUACCAGGGGUUGGACAGGACGCUGUGCGUGUUCUUGGCGAGCGCGGUUCCCAGGACUGCAGAAGCCGCCGCCGCGCCAGCCGUGCGCGCUGGAGUGCGCCUGCCGGAUGCUGCGGCCCGUGGUGGCGCCCGCGCGGGUGGGCGGCGGCAUCCUGGUCGAGGACCUGGGCGACAGCUCCUGCACGUUCGGCGUGGGCCUCUUCGCGGGGGACGAGGACGCCCCCUUUGCCGUGGCCACCGCCAGGUACUCGUGGGUGGACCUGUCUUCUUCAGGCCCUCCGCAGCAGCUCCCCGCGGACGUGCGCGCCGCCUGCGAGCAGCUGCGCCGUGGCAGCCCUCCUCCCGCCCAUCCUCCUUCUCCCGCUCCGCCUCCC
Molecule: messenger RNA, 1171 nt
Organism: Prorocentrum cordatum
Lineage: Eukaryota; Dinophyceae; Prorocentrales; Prorocentraceae
Source: the annotation of a GenBank genome assembly